Loxodonta africana (African savanna elephant) is the source of this 2579-nucleotide messenger RNA. RefSeq names its product CD177 molecule (gene CD177). Gene Ontology annotation, cellular component: plasma membrane raft; plasma membrane. Lineage: Eukaryota; Metazoa; Chordata; Mammalia; Proboscidea; Elephantidae. The transcript is spliced from 9 exons. The record is from RefSeq and is a predicted model, not a curated record. Gene Ontology annotation, biological process: leukocyte cell-cell adhesion; regulation of integrin-mediated signaling pathway; cell-cell junction maintenance. The coding region runs from base 782 to 2086 and encodes 434 amino acids.
GGGAGCAGAAGAAGAGAGUGCAUGAGAGAAAGGCAUGAAAAGAGGAAUAAAAGGGAAAACAGUACAGGAAGGAAAGAGAAAGAAAAGGGAAGAAGGAAGUCAGUGGGGACAGAGGUUGGGACAGAGAGAAUAUAGGUAUCAGCCAAUGCCACCACACAAUGUCCUCAUGGGCAAUUGGGCCAUUUCCCCACCUGGGGCCAGAAUGUGGCCAGGGUGCCAUGAGAGAUGAGGAAAGCACCUUCCCAAACUACCCUGAAACAGGGCAGAGAUGGGGACCCACGUAGCUGGGUUUAGGAGGAAAGGGGACUGGGGAUAUACACUGGUGCUGCCUGGGAGCCAGGAUACCUCAGUUUCUAAUUAUUAUUGGGUCUGGGGGCCCAAGCUCCUGGGUCUGAGAGAGGAGGGAACUGGGAGCCUGAAUUCCUGGAUUCCUGAGUCUUGGAAGGAGGCUUUUGGACUCCUGGGUGUAAGUGAGGAGGGGGCCUGAGGCUGGACUCCUGGGUCUGAGGGAGGAGGGGGCUGGAGGCUGGAGUUCUGGGUGUGAGGGAGGAGGGGGCUGGGGGCUGGACUCUUGGGUCUGGGGGAGGAAGAGAGGCCUCAGAUUCUAAGCCCUCCAAGCAGCUGCAGACUCAGAGGGAGGAGCCUAGGACUUUGUUUAGCAAGGCCCUCCCCACCUCACCCCUUUCCUGGGCUGCCUUGGGUAAGAUAUGAUAUAAAAGGACUGUGAUUUCCCAAGGGAAAUCCCAAGAGCAGAUGCCAGCGUUCCAGCUGCAGACUGACCAUGAGUCCAGCCCCCCUACUGGCCCUCCUGGGGGUCACCUUCACCCUGCACCGAGUCCAGGCUCUGACCUGCGAGAAGGGGAUACUGAACUCUGUGUAUGAUGCAGCUGAACUGCCCCUCAAGUGGACGGCUGGCGAGGAAGACUGUGAGGGCGGCUGGGGCUGCCAAGACACACUGAUACACAUUCAAAACGGUCCCCAGGUGAAUGUAGUGAUCACCAAGGGCUGCACUCUGGCUGAAGAACAGGAGGGCCGUAUCACUGAGCACAGGGCCGGCCCAGGCCUCUCCAUCAUCUCCUACACCCGCGUGUGCCGGAAUGCGAACAAGUGCAAUGACCUCUCCAACAGCACCCAGCUCUGGGCCCUGUCUUCAAGAGCUGCCCCAGCCCCAAGAGGCGUGCAGUGCCCCACCUGCUUGUCAACAGAUGAGUGCCCAGAGAAGGGAACAGAGCUCGCCUGCCCUGCGGGGCUCACGCAUUGCUACAGUGGCAACGUCGUGCUCAAUGGAGGGGGGAUCACCGCCACUCUGAGAGUGCAAGGGUGCAUGGCCCAAGCAGGCUGCAACCUGCUUAAUGGGACCCAGGAAAUCGGGCCCAUAAGUGUGAGCGAGAACUGCAAUAGUAAGGAUUUUCUGGUCUGUCAAUCGGGGAACACGUUGAGGUUUGGUCAAUACAAGCCUCGGGAACCUAUCGAGUGGACUUCGUCUGGGAACCGGAUGUGUGCAGCUGGGGAAGUGUGUCAGGAGACGCUGUUGCUCAUGGACGCAGGACACAAAUUACUCCUACUGGGGAGCAAAGGCUGUGCCUCUCCUGGGACAAAGGAUUCCCGGGCUAUCUCCAUACACUCGGGUCCCCCUGGAGUGCUCGUCGCCUCUUACUUCCAUGUCUGCUCCUCCAAUGGUUGCAACAGAGCUGACAGUUCCAGUGUCCUGGCAAACAACCUCCCUCCACCAGCUGCCCCUGACCCUGAAGGCCUGAGGUGUCCUGCCUGUGUGAAUUUCUUUGGAACUUGUUCAGACCCCAAAGUUAUUACUUGCCCUAUGGGCACUACUCAUUGCUAUAAGGGCUACAUCAAGUUCAGGGGAGGUGGGUUCUCCUCCACAGCGGACGUUCAAGGCUGCAUGGCCCAACAUUCCAAAUCUUUGUUGAACAAUACCCGGAAUAUUGGGGCCUUCUCUGUGACUGAAUACUUUGAUGAGGAGCCUUUACCCCAAGAUGGAGUUGCCCCUGCCUGCUAUCUGGCUUGGAUGGUGGGGCUGGGACUGUCCCUAGCCUUUUGGUGUGGGGGGUUUUGUCUUCCCUAUUGACCUAAUUUCUAGAGGUUCUUAACCUCCGCUGAUCCUGCAUAGCUAACAUUCCUUCUGACCUCAUGACCUAGUGGUCUUGGACACCUAAUUAUUUCCCUAUCACCUCUAUGAAUCUUUUUCUAUGAAUCGUCCCCCACACCCACUUUAUCACUUGAUAACAACAUUUGUGAGGCACUGGGAACAGCUGAACUUGCCCUGUGGGAAGUGGACAUUCAAGAAGUGGUCAUGUGUGUCUGAUAAUAAAGACAUUAUCUUUUUCACCCACUGAUAGGGUUUCUUUAUGUGAAGGGGAGGGCAGGACACCAGAGAUCUGGUGUGAGGGAUGAGGGGUAUCCAGCAAGAGACCCACCAUCCCAGACCCCAUCCUUUGCUGGUCUGGCCCUCAUCCCUAUUCCAAUUUGGGUAGUAGUAGAGCCUUUGGGGUGCUGCAGCCAAAGAUAUUUGGGCAUCUCCAUGACCAUUGGUCAAGCAGGUUCACUGGACCAAUGAGGCU